GUGUCCCCGUGCAAGAAGAAGAGUCUGCUGCCCGCCUGCCUCCGCGGGCGUGUCCCCUCGGACGAGAAUGUGUACACCAAGACCAGCAGUGCCGCCCCCUCCGCCCACGCCUCGCCCGCCCACCGCAAGCACCAGCACGAGCACGACCAGAUCGACUAUGAGGACGACAGCUACUUCAAACGCCGCCCCAAGACCAUCUGCUACACCGACCCCAAGCGCCUCGCCUCCUUCGACGACUCGCUGGGCAGGAGUAGUCGUGUGUCUCGCCCGCGGUCUGAGGUUGGCAGCGCAACGUACGACAGUUACCAUGCAGAUGAUGUUGGGAGCGACGCUGCCAGACGGCCGACUCAGCUGGCCAUCACGUCCGGAGAUCAUCACUCGACGGAGUUCUACCAUGGAGACUCGCACAAAGAGGGCUACACCCUGACCCGGAGCGCCUUCACGCAGCCGAACACCCCCGACCUCAGCCGCCACUCGUCGCGCCACAGGCAGGUCACAACCCCUGCGCUCUUUCCUCUAGAGGACCGACCCCAAAAACAUGUCAGCUUCCAGAAGGCGAUGAGCCGAUCAGCGACGGUGGCCGGGCUGGAGGAGCAGGUGAUGUCGCGGCAGGACAGCGGGCGAGCCAGCGUCAAGUCGGGCGGCUCGCGCAGCCACGAGCGGCUCCUCGAUGGCCGCAGGACACCGGACUACAUGGAGCAACGGGCGCUCGAUCAGCUCCUGGCGCCGGUGCUGACGAAGGCGCUGCUGCAGGUUAAAAGUGAAAAUGCUAAUGAAGAAUAG
Molecule: messenger RNA, 783 nt
Organism: Penaeus monodon (black tiger shrimp)
Lineage: Eukaryota; Metazoa; Arthropoda; Malacostraca; Decapoda; Penaeidae
Source: RefSeq, a predicted model, not a curated record